AUGUUUGGCCCUGACAUGCACUCACAUACUCACCCCUGGAUGCUUAGCCAGAUUUCCCGUUACUCAGUACCAGAACUUAUCGCCGUCUACAAAGAUAUAUCGACGACCAUGGCCUUCGCAUAUGUUCCAUACUACAUGAUGAUAAGAUAUCGCCAGACCGCAAAUCUUAUUGAGGAAUAUGUUGAGAGAAUAGGCGGAUCGCUCACUGGAGUUCUACUAGAGAGAUCCCCGAUGGCACUAGCUCAAGAUGCGGUGCCAGAUAUUAUAGUCCAGGCACCUCAACAGCAGGUAGUUCGAGUACAGGCUCCGCCUCCGGCUCCGCGGGUUAUCCAUGUGCCAUCACCUCAACCACAAGUCAUCAUUGAAACUGUUGAUCAUCUUGGUCGCGUCAUCUCGAGGGCUCCGGCGCCGGAAACCCCUGGUUCUACUACAGCUAUACCUUCACUGCCUAUGAUAGAGAACGGGUCCGCAAACGAGGUGCGUGCUAGUGAGUCGGAGAAUGACAGGAAGUAUCGAGAGUGGAAGGAACGACAGGGGAAGUUAUGCUAUAUUAUAAGGCCCUAUUCGGCUCUGUCUGCUUUUAGAAUAGUUCCGUGA
Messenger RNA from Cucurbitaria berberidis CBS 394.84, 597 nucleotides. RefSeq lists its product as uncharacterized. The coding region runs from base 1 to 597 and encodes 198 amino acids. The record is from RefSeq and is a predicted model, not a curated record. Lineage: Eukaryota; Fungi; Ascomycota; Dothideomycetes; Pleosporales; Cucurbitariaceae. The transcript has 3 exons.